AUUAUUUUUAACUAUUGAGUACACUCACUACAAUGCAAUCCACCCACAAAAAUCCACCCACGUAGUACCAUGACUAGUUUUCCCUGUUUUCCAGUAUUUUCCUCUUUUCCAGUUCUGAGUUUCAAUAAUAAUAAUUUUCGUUAGCUGUAUUUAUGUUAUGAUAUCAUCAUCAUGGCUGAUGCGACAAUUGGCUGCAGAUUAGGUGAAGAUAAGUGGCUCGUCUCCAAUACCCUACCAUUCAUAUUCGAGCACUUGGAUACACCCGAUUUAUUAAGGUGUUCACUAGUUUGUAAAUUAUGGCACGAAGUAACACAAAAUCCAAUAUGUUGGAAAACUGUGCAAUUUAGUAAUAAUUGUAAUGUCAAGAUAGACAUAAGUGGCUUGCUUUAUAAUUUAGAGGCACAUAAGACGUUGCAUUUGAAAAUGGAAAAAGACUAUUGCGUAAGAAAGGAUCGUGUGAAUCUAACAAGAGCAACAAAACUAAAAACCUUGGAAAUUAGACAGUGUUCUACAAUGAUGCGUGAGGCCUUUCUUCAUGCCGCUAGACAGUUGGAGAGCAUCAAAAUAGAAAUGAUUCCUGGUGCGGUUUUACAUCCAUUCAAUAUAGAUUUUCUUGCUGGAAUGCCUCAUUUACGCGAACUUCGAUUAAGCCUCACAACAGAAACUGUCCAAGUCAGAGUCUUUCUAUUUGAUGUAGGAGAUCUCAGAGUUUUAUAUAUAUUGAAUGUAGAGGAUAUGUUUCGGGAGAGUACUAAAUUUAUUAAAUUUAAAAGAAAUGAGCUUGAAGUUCUAGCAUUAGGAAAUGUUGGCGAUAUGACAGAAUCUUACAUACCUUCUAUACUUCAGGCAUCUCCCGUUCUUAAAAAGUUGCGCCUUGAAUGUUGCUCACGUUGGAACCCACAUAAUUUUUUCCGAGCUAUUGGUCUAAUGAAGAACUUGACCUGUUUGGAGCUACUCGAUUUUAAAAUCAGUGAUGGUUUUGAAAAUAGUGUGAUAUUUUGUCCAAACAUUGAAGAACUAACUAUAAUGCCUAGUGUCGAUAGAUUUUACAUGGGCUUACUGAAUGCUCGUAUACUUAUGGCAGCCCAAAAUUUGGGUAAAAACAUAAAGAAAUUUACUUUGGGAUUUUCCAAGAGAUAUUUAUUGUACAUGUAUGAUAGGGUGGAGCAAAGAAAUGUAAUACCUUUACUCCGUUGCUACAGUGGUCCUAUUCAGAGGGAUCCGAUAUUUGAAUUAAGCAUAUUGCUAACCAUGGUUGAGGUGGAAGCAGAAUUGUCCAUUUUGAUGCCAACUGCUAAGGUACGAGUAAUUGAAUUGGAUUACGUGGGAAAUAUUUUUAAGUGAUUUUUGUGCUGUAAAGUUUACUUUUUUUUUUUAAAUUUAUACCGAAUAUAUAUUUAUUUUAUUCUAAAGCAUUGA
This is a messenger RNA of Ceutorhynchus assimilis (cabbage seed weevil), 1419 nucleotides long. The record is from the annotation of a GenBank genome assembly. Lineage: Eukaryota; Metazoa; Arthropoda; Insecta; Coleoptera; Curculionidae.